UUAUCCGUCAAAUAUUUUUUAAAAAGUUUCACCAUUAAAUUGUUUGUGUACAUUAUUUCUGAUGGAAAAAUCAAAACAAGUAGCGAAAGAAUGCAAACGAAGCACCGAGGAAGCGUUUGAAGCGACCGCGAAACUGAUACAAGAAAAAGCAGAACGCGCCAGGAAAGAAAUCCAAAACCUGACCGAGAAAACGCAGCUACAAAUCGACAAGAUCCUCUGCAAACAAGACACCACGGACAACUAUCUAAUAGACAAUGAUAAAGGUAAAACUGAAGAAAAAGAAUUGAGCGCCAAAGAGAAAGCUAAAGCUGAGAAAAGGGAAGAAAAAGAAGCCGCGAAGGAAGCUAAAGCGUCGAAGAAGGAUAUCAGAGCUGAGAAUUUGGAUUCCGAGAGUUCUUCAGCUUCAGUAGCUUCAAAAGGAUCCAAGAUCAAAUCAGCCACCGAUAUUUUCACGCGUAGUUUCAAAAAUAUUUAUAAAAAAUCGAAAACCAAAGUAGUGAAGGAAGAAGCAGCAGAGGCGGAAGACAACACUCCUGAAGAUAAAAUAACCCAGAAACUUACCAAAGUACUAGAGAAAGUCAAAGACGUAACCGAUAGUAUAGACAAGGUUAAUCAAGAUACCACCGCAAAACAAGAUACAGCAAGUGCAAAACAAGAAAAAGCAGAUUCCACAGUCAACUUAAGUCCCGAAAAAAGCGUAUCGAAAGUCUCGCAAAAAGCCUCAGCAAAAAAUACUUCACCAGUUACCGAAACCUCUCUACAAAAGGAGGGAAUGCCAAAGGAUUACCACAGCAACUACAACGACUUUGAGGUGAAAUUACGCCUUCAAGAACUUAAAGAUAAAUCGUUGGAGAUCGCUGAAAGUGUUAAGAAUCAACUGAGGCAAAAGUACGAAUAGGCUGUUUUGAAAAUCAAUGACGGACAGCAUAACAAUCAUAGAUAGGCUACAUCCAAAAAUUUCGGAAACAUUUAGGAGCGUUGAGGAAAUUUUUCAAAAUCAAGUUAACGACAUCAAGUCUCAGUACAAAACUCAGUUUGCACUAAAGGCUGAGGAAUUGGACAAUUAUUUCGAACUAAAACCUGAACUAGUAAAACUACACAAGGAAGUAAUCAGUAUUAUAAACGGAAGGUAUAAAAAAGCUGAAAAUAUAAUUGAAACAUCAACUGAAGAAUUAAAGCAACUCAUUCACGAAUACAUUCCUGAAUAUCAUGAUUUAGUCGACACAUAUUUGGACGAAGAACUUAAAAAUUGCAAGGAAGUAAUGAGUAAAUUAGUGCGUGAAAUUAAAGAAGAAAUUAAUGACUUUGCUUAUGCUUGUAUUGAAAAAGUCGUUUUCGGAUAAUAAAAUCUAUUAACUGC
Brassicogethes aeneus is the source of this 1360-nucleotide messenger RNA. The record is from the annotation of a GenBank genome assembly. NCBI's taxonomy places the organism in Eukaryota, Metazoa, Arthropoda, Insecta, Coleoptera, Nitidulidae.